Messenger RNA from Penicillium vulpinum, 1560 nucleotides. Its product is annotated as cytochrome P450. The coding region runs from base 1 to 1560 and encodes 519 amino acids. Gene Ontology annotation, molecular function: oxidoreductase activity, acting on paired donors, with incorporation or reduction of molecular oxygen; iron ion binding; heme binding. The transcript is spliced from 5 exons. The record is from RefSeq and is a predicted model, not a curated record. Lineage: Eukaryota; Fungi; Ascomycota; Eurotiomycetes; Eurotiales; Aspergillaceae.
AUGGCGGCCACUGUCAAAUCCUUUUCACACAUCUUGCUGGAUAUCGCCGCCGGGAUAUCCCUUCAUCUUCUAGUCCUUCGACAUGGGGAGUGGGAUUUUGCCCUGCCACCCAUAAUUGUCAAUUUGGUUGGUGUUUGUGUGCCGCUUAUGGCUAUUGGAGCGCUAUUGUUUCAUAAUAGAAUCGAUGUUUUCUGGGCUGGGCUAUCGACAAUAAGCCUGCGUAUCCUGAGGGUCACCGGAAGCCUCUGUAUGAGCAUUCUGGUAUACCGAUGGCAAUUUCAUCGGCUGCGGCGAUUUCCAGGGCCCCUUGGGUCCCGCUUAUCGACCGCAUAUAUUAUGUGGAAAUCUGGCACGAGCAGGAAUGCCUUCGAGAUGGUCGCGGACUAUCACGAACAGUAUGGGGACUUCGUUCGAGUGGGCCCAGCGGAAUUAUCAGUCAAGCAUCCGGAUGCGAUCGCUGCCAUUCACUCAUCCAAGUCGUCAUGUAUCAAAAGCCCGUGGUAUGACAUAUUGCAGCCGCAUCGGUCCGUCUUUGGGACGCGAGAUAGAGCGGAGCAUCAACGUCGCCGACGUGUAUGGGACCACGCGUUUCGACCUGCUGUCGGGCAGAUCAUCGGUGAACUUGCGUUUGCAGAAUCGUUCGGCACGCUUGUCAAUGAGAAGCCACAUUAUAUGAUGCAGUAUCUGCAUGACUCGAAUGUAUCAACGGGAAUAAUGAUUCGCGCGUCAUGGCUUAUCAUGCUGUUCAGGAGUAUACCGAUCCUCAAUAGAGGAUUGCAGCAAUUCCUGGAUUUCUCUGAGACAGCAAUGGAAAAGAGACUGAAGAGAACCGAUCAACCGCGAGACAUCUUCGCUUGGCUUUGGGACGACUUUUCUGCCAAAUCACCCCAGACGAUAGAAGCUAGGCGGAACCUGAUCGCUGAUGCUUCGUUAUCAGUGUUUGCUGGAAGCGACACGGUGGCCAUCACGAUGACGGGAAUCUUGUACUAUCUUAUGCUUUACCCAGAUUACCAAAAGCGACUGCAGGACGAGUUUGAUCAAGUCAAAACCCACAACGAUGGAUCAGAUGUACAUGACCUUACGAAGUUACCGCUUUUCAACGGCAUCAUCAAUGAAUCACUUCGACUUCACUACGCCGGGCCCUCAGGAUUCCCCCGAAUCACACCACCCGAGGGUAUACGGAUAGGAGAGACCUUCAUUCCCGGCGAUGUUAAUAUAAAGGUUCCAUUCUACGCCGUCUUCCGUGAUGAGCGGAAUUUCAAGCACCCCGACGAGUUCAUUCCAGAACGUUGGUACAGCCGUCGCGACUUAGUUCACCAUCCAGAGGUUUUCGUUCCCUUCCUGAUGGGGCCGUACAACUGUGUUGGUAAAAACGCUGCUCUUAUGCAGAUCAGAUGGACAAUGUACUCUCUUUUCAGCCAGUUUGAGGCACGGCCAUUGAACAAAGACCAGCUCCAGCAAUACUGGGACCAACGGGCUGAUGGGUUCAGUAUGGGGCUUGGCCCUCUUUGGACUGUAUUCAAGGAACGACCAGAGCGAGAGAGCUCUGCAGCUCACUGA